Messenger RNA from Ostertagia ostertagi, 3942 nucleotides. Lineage: Eukaryota; Metazoa; Nematoda; Chromadorea; Rhabditida; Trichostrongylidae. The record is from the annotation of a GenBank genome assembly.
AUGAAUGCCUUGUGCGCGAAUGCGGUCUACAUGGAGAUCUGUAUUACCAUUAUGAAUUCAAACUUCACGAGUUUGCGUUGUCCUCAUUUGAAAGAAAUCAGGCCGUGCCAACCAGGACGACCGGCGAUAAAAAUUGUUGAUAACAUCCAGUUCCAAGAAUUGGUAAUUAUGGACACAAUUAUCUUCCCUCAGACCGAACUUAUCUUCGAAAUCACAGAAAAUCCAAAUCUACCUAUACCAGUCGUCAAUAAGCUGAAACAUGAGUGCGAACGUUGCAAUAUAACAGCCAACUUAGACUGUGGCCUGCAAGGCAGCACGUACACAAAUCAACAACUGGUCGCUGCUUGUGCGGGAAAGAAAAUCAUCCGCCCAGCGGAGGGGCACAAGAUCCAAUUCACUUCGCCCAAGGUUACUCAAUCACAAAUGAAUGCGAUUUGCUCGCAAGCCAUCUUCAUGGAGGUCUGUAUCGAUAUCAUGAAUUCGCAGUACACAGCAUUACAAUGCCCGUAUCUGAUGGAGUUGAAGUCUUGUCAGCCAGGACGGCCAGCUAUUCGCAUUGUUAACAACUUCGAAUUUGAAACGCUUAUUAUUCCUUGGCAAUUCAUAUUCCCAGUUGGAGAAUUGAUCAUCGAAAUCAGCGAUAACCCACGGCUGCCAAAUACUAUCAUCGAUAAGCUCAAAAUACUCUGUCCUGGUUGCAAAAUCACUGCUAAUCUCGGUUGCGGUCUCCAGAAGCGAACCUAUUCCGACAAUGAACUUGUUGACGCGUGCGCAGGAAAGUCGAUCAUAAAGCCAGCGCAAGGAUACAUUUUGACACUACACAGCCAUUCCGUGACCGAAGCGCAGCUGAACGCACUGUGCUCAAAAGCUGUCUACAUGGAAAUUUGCAUCACCAUUUAUCAUUCGCAAUACACACAACUACGCUGCCCAUAUCUGCGUGAACUCAGACCGUGCCUCCCCGAAUUUGCUCAUUCCACCAGUACAAUCUAUCCCGAGGGCAGUCUCAUUAUUGAAGUCAUUGAGAACCCAAUGAUUCCACUUACUGAAAUCAAAUCACUCAAAAAUUGGUGCAAACAGUGUAUCAUUCUUCCAGAUCGUCCACAAGGUUUAAAGAAAUGUGUAUUGGAAGAACGUGGAUACAAUGGUACGGAGUUGGUUAGCACCUGUGCCGGUAAAGAGCACAAUCAGGCGCGCACGAAAGGUUUGCCUGUAUACGCUAAGAUCCUCGGAGUAACUGAGAAGCAGAUGAACGAUUUGUGCUCGAACGCCGUUUAUAUGGAGAUCUCGCAUAUCGAUUCGCCUCAGAAUACACGAGACUACGCUGCCCUCGUCUACGAGAACUUCGGCCACAUGUUCCCAGGACGACCAACUAUCCAGAUUAAACUAACUGAAGUUCAGAGAGGUUCUCUAUCCUGUCACAGUGAUCUACCCUCCCACGAGCUGAUUACGAAUUACGGAAACCCCGUCCUGGACAUAACGAUCAUCACAUGGCUCAAGAAGAAGUGUGAACGCUGGCCUGGUGACGGCCAAUCUCGGAUGUUAUCUGCAGAAGCAACAUACAGUAAUAAGGAACUGGUCGGAGGAACAGCUAUACGAAUUGUCGACACUCCUACUGGAGACGCUUAUUAUUCCUUGGCAAUUUAUCUACCCGAAGGAGAUAAGAUCCUUGAAAUCCGCAACAAUCCACGACUUUCUAUUACAACUCAUCGAAAAACUCAAGAUACUUUGCCAGGUUUACGCCAUUGUCAACUGGAGGCUCGUACCUAUACUGACAAUGAGGUGAUCCAGAUUUGUAGUGGAACGGAAGUCAUUAAGCCUAUACAAGGAUUCCCACUGAUUGUGUCGUCCACGGACGUAACUGAAAAGGCGAUGAACGAUUUGUGCUCGAAUGCCGUUUACAUGGAGAUUUGCAUAUCGAUAGUUAACUCAAACUACAGGAGAUUACGUUGCCCACGUCUGCGAGAACUCCGAUCAUGUCUCCCAGGACGACCAGCUAUCCAAAUUGUAAACAACUUCCAAUUGGUAGAGUUCCUCAUUCCCGUCAAUGUGCGAUUCCCUCAAACCGAGUUAAUCUUUGAAAUUACGGAAAACCCUGUCCUGGACAUCACGAUCAUCACGUGGCUCAAGAAGAAGUGUGAACGCUGCCAAAUCACAGCCAACUUCGCAUGUGAUCUGCAGAAGCGAACAUACAAUAAUAAAGAGCUGGUUGCUGCCUGUGCAGGAAAGAAGAUCAUCCGUCCAGCUGAGGGCUAUAUGCUGGUGCUCAGUUCGUCAUCGACCACUGAAGCCGAGAUGAAUGCUCUUUGCUCGCAAGCCACAUUCAUGGAAAUCUGUAUCGACAUCACCAACUCGCAAUAUAGAGCGUUCCGCUGCCCGUAUCUGAAGGAGCUGAGACCUUGCCAACCAGGUCGACCAGCGAUACGAAUUGUGGACAACUUGAAACUUGAGGUCCUUGAAAUUUCUUGGCAGUUCACUUUCCCAGUUGGAGAUCUGAUUCUUGAAAUCACUGGUAACCCGCUCGUGCCAUACUUCAUCAUCGAAAAACUCAAGCGGCUUUGCCCUGCCUGCACGAUAACGGCUAACCUAGGAUGCGACCUCCAGGAACGACACUAUUCCGCCAACGAACUCGUUGACGCAUGCGCAGGAAAGACGAUUAUAAAGCCAGCCCUUGGAUACAUCUUGCAACUUGACAGCCGUACCACCACCGAGUACCAAAUGAAUGCCCUGUGCUCACAAGCUAUCUUCAUGGAAAUAUGCAUCACUAUUUCUCACUCACAAUACCGCCAGUUACGCUGUCCGAACCUGCGCGUGCUCAGGCCAUGCCUACCCGGUAUGCCUGCCAUCAUCGUCACGGAUAACAACUUCUUCGAAACUCUACUCAUACCGCCACAAACACUCUAUCCUCAAGGAGAUCUCAUCGUCAGAGUCACAGGAAAUCCACGACUGAACCAAUGGACGUUCUUCUCUCUGAAAACAUGGUGCAAACAGUGUGAUAUCGAGCUUCGCCCACCUACAACUAAACCAGUACUUCGUCAAUGCCAGCUACAAGCACGUCAAUACAGCAGCAAAGAACUGGUUCGAGUUUGUGCCGGUGCGCAAGUCAUCAAGCCAUACGCUAGGAUCCCUCUAAUGGUGGUGUCAAGCGAAGUAACUGAAACAGAAAUGAACGCAAUGUUCGCUGAGGUUGUCUUCAUGGAAAUAUGCAUAGUGGUAGUGGACUCAAACUUCAGAGCACUGCGUUUCCCACGACUACAAGAAAUUCGACCAUGCCGUCCAGGACAACCAGCCAUAAAGGUUGUGGGCAACAUUCUCCUCGAAGAACUGUAUAUUCCUCUGGAUCAUUUUUUAGCCUGUGACCUGCAAAGCCACACAUACACCAGCAACCAACUGAUCGCUGCAUGUGCCGGUAAACGAAUCAUUCGACCUGCGCCAGGCUACAUUUUGGAACUCAGUUCUGCAUCGACCACCGAGCAGCAAAUGAAUGCUCUGUGCUCAAAUGCUGUGUUCAUGGAGAUUUGCAUCGAUAUCACAAGGUCCCAAUACAAAUCGUUCCGCUGCCCGCACCUCAAGCAGCUGAGGUCCUGUAUGCCAGGUCGACCGGCGAUAAGAAUCGUUGACAAUAUUGAAUUGUCAAUACUCGAAAUUUCACGAUUUACAUUCCCUGCCGGAGAAAUGAUUAUCGAAAUCCAAGAAAAUCCACUUAUUUCGAUUACGAUCAUCACACAACUCAAGAGAAUCUGUCCCUACUGCUUGAUUAGCGCCAACCUCGAUCGACCUGCCCUCCAAGUGACGUACAACAACCUUUUGACGAAUAUUGUGAUGUCUGAUUCGCUCCGAGUUUGCAAGAAUUCGAAAUCACUGGAGAUUUUCGGCAAUCCAAGACUUUCCCCGACUUCCCUUGCAAACCUCAAACGACUCUGUCCUAACUGCAUUAUUCACUAA